GCUAAGAUGGAGCUUCGGUGGCGUGUUUUAGCGCUAUGGAUUAUACAUUUUACAAUAGUGUCCUGCAACAAACUGCCAGUGUUCACGCAGGACAUGAACAACCUGGCGCUGUCGGAGACCACGCCCACCGGCUCCGUCGUCUACACGCUGCAAGGAUUGGACCCGGAUGGGCUGCCGAUAAAAUACAAUCUGGUGGGAACUGACAAGUUUACGGUAAACCCGAGUACCGGGGAAGUAACCCUAAACCGCCCGUUAGAUAGAGAGACUGAAGAUACAAUUAAGUUUUUAGUGUCAAUAGAAAGCCAAAACGAAGAUCCGGCGAAGAAUUUGGCUCAGCUGCAGCCGGUGACUGUGAUAGUCCUCGAUGAAAACGAUAAUCCGCCUACUUUUAAAAAUAGUCCUUAUGAGGUAGAUGUUCCUGAAGACGAGGCGAUUGGUACAACCAUUCUGACCAACAUCCAAGUUGAAGAUAAAGAUUCUGUGGGAGACAGCCUCGAAGUUGGAUGUUUGAGUGAACAAUGGCCCGAAGCAUGUGAAGCUUUCGAGGUGGUUGCCCUGAACUCGUCUGCCAACCAUUACACUGGAGCUUUGGUGCUGAAGAAAGCUCUGAACUACAACGACAAGCAGUUCUAUCAGUUCCAACUAUACGCCACCGAUGGUACCCUGAACUCCACGGCCCACGUGGAAGUCAAAGUUGUGGACGUGCAGAACUCCCCACCUGUAUUCAGUGGGGCUCUUAGCGGGGCGUUGUCUGAAGACGCCCCAGUGGGGACUUUGGCGCUUACGGUGAAGGCAAGAGAUGCUGAUCGGGCGCAACCUCGAGAUGUCAUGCUGGAACUUGUUACUAAUCCUUUGGACUUCUUCGUCCUAGACAGUUCUACGGGAGAGCUGAGGACCGCCAAGCCAUUAGACAGAGAAGCUCUGGCUGAUCCCUCAUCACCACUUAAUCUUACUAUCAGGGCAACUGAGAUAGUCAACGGAUCACCCCUCUACUCCGACCUGACAUCCACCACUGCUACCAUCACCGUCACCAUCAAAGACGUCAACGAUGAGCCUCCUCGCUUCAACCGGAGGGAAUACAGCGUGGAGAUUCCAGAGAGUCUUCCAGUGGGGACACCACUGCCUAACUUGGAUAUGGUGGUCACUGAUACGGACUUGGGUCUGAACUCAGUGUUCACUCUCCGCCUGUCAGACGAGUUCGGAGCAUUCAUUGUGGAGCCUUCCACAGCCACCGGCAGCGCAUCCGUGACCCUCAGGCUUAACUCCAGCCUAGACUACGAGGAUCCGAACCAGAGGAAGUUUAUUUUGGAGGUAAAUAAUAUUAGGCUGAUGGAAAGACUCCUCAUUGUUAUCAGCCAGACCUAUAUUUGCAAAAUCAAUGACAAUGCCCUUCUGAUAUUGUCCUGAGCAAUGCAGCUUCGACUGGCUCUAAAGUUACACACCUCAGAUUUAGAACUAAACUUCAUUAAUUUAACUUCCUCCUUUGCUGUCAGGUUUGGCACAGAAGGCAUAGUGUACCAGCUAUCCGGAAACGGCGCUGAACUAUUCAGAGUGGACAACAGAACCGGGCUCAUUACUGUGGCGCCCUGUCCCACGCCUGGGCAAGCCCCGUGCCUGGACUUUGAGACUAGGAAGGACUACUUCUUGCAGUAUAAGGCAACCGACGACGACGGUUCAGGCCAGAAUACAGUCGUGUCGCUGCAGAUCUCUCUUACAGACUCCAACGACAACCCGCCAGUAUUCUCUACACCAGUCUACAAGGCCUCCAUAGAUGAAGACGCGGUCAAGUUCGAGCCGGAAUUGCAGGUCCAAGCACGUGAUCUGGACGCAUCAUCAGAACUCCGCUACUCUAUCAUUGAGCCAGCCACCCAUCCGUUCUGGAUCGACCAGCUGUCUGGUCGUAUUGCUGUGCGACCAGAAGCAGUCGUAUCGCAGAGUGGCGACGAUAAUAAGAUCUACUUGACCAUACUGGCUACAGAUGGAGUCCACAACGCGACAUGUCGCGUGGAGAUAACAGUCAGAGAUGUGAACAACCACGCACCUGUGUUCGACAUUGACAAAUACGACGCCGACGUACCAGAAGAUGCGCCUAUUGGUACUGAGGUGGCAGCAGUGAGGGCCACCGAUCUGGACAGUGGCAUCAACGCAGAGAUCAAGUAUGGCAUCCAGAAGGGCGCCCUGGAUUCAUUCGCCAUCGACAACGUCACUGGUGUCGUCACCGUGUCUUCCAAGUUGGAUUACGACAAGAGAAACACAUACAGGAUACAGAUCAUCGCUUCUGAUCUUGGUAUGCCCAGCCUAACAGGCACCACCGAACUGACAGUGCACGUCAUAAACGUCAACGACAAGAAGCCUUACUUCACUCCAGCCAUCCAACGCGCUGAGGUUUCAGCUGAUGCUGAGAUCGGAACUCAAGUUCACAACCUUAUAGCAGUGGAUCCGGAUAUUACUGAUAAUGGACUGCUGGUCUAUGAACUCCUGAAGGAUCGGCUGAUAAAGGCAGUGGAUAAGAAUGGAAAAGAGGUAUCAAACGAAGGCAUCUUCGACUCCUGGUUCUCGAUCCAGCCAAACGGCACUGUCAGUGUCGCUCAGCGGCUUGACCGCGGCCGCGCGGCUGUACUGACCCUACCUGUAGCUGUCACAGACGCUUCGGCACCUACCCUGCAGCAGACCGAAGGCGAACUAAUCAUCAACAUAGUGGAUGUGAACCGCCACGCUCCAGUGUUCUCGGAGCCAGCCUACCACGAGACCCUGGUGGAGGAGCAGCCUCUAGGCACAGUCCUGAAUGUCUACACCGCCACGGACAAGGAGUCACCCAUCGCUGCCAUCAUCAUCAGCCCGCCUAACCCUUACUUCGAGAUCGAUAACGUUACUGGAAUCGUCAAAAUAAUCCAGCGCAUAGACUACGAAAAGAUCCACUCCACAAACUUCACUCUCGUGGCGUUCGAUUCAGGCGUCCCCCAGCUAUCCACUUCAGCUACUGUCACGGUUGACAUCGUGAAUGUCAAUGAUGAAGAACCGGUGUUCGCUGCCACUGCCUAUGACGCUGUGGUUGCUGAACACUCUACGGCAGGAACUAAGGUCUUGACUGUCACUGCUGUUGAUAAGGAUGAAGGCGAAUUCGGCGAAGUCACCUACAGCCUAACCGGCAACUUAUCAUCCCUAUUCACCAUCGACCCAUCAUCCGGGGUCAUCACCGUAGCCGAUGGUGCUGUGAUCGACCGCGAGACAACCAGCGAUGUUUACCUCCAUGCUAUAGCUAGUGAUAACGCACCGAAGCAGACGCGCAAGAGUACUAGUGUGCCUGUCCACAUAAAAGUCCUAGACAUCAACGAUAAUCCACCAAUAUUCACCCAAAAAGUCUACAAGAGCACCAUCGCGGAGAACCUUCGACUGGACCCUCCAGCGGCCAUUAUGCAAGUAUUGGCCGAAGACAAGGAUGAGGGCAUCAAUGGCAAGCUGGAGUAUAAGAUUGUGGAACAGAGUGAACCUGGAGUGUUCUCAGUAGACCCCAACAACGGUAUCAUCUAUCCAGCCAAGCCAGUCACCGGCAACACCACCUACCACCUCACCGUAACCGCCACAGAUGAGGCAGGCCGUGGCAUACACUUUGAUACUGCCAAAGUUGACAUAUCAGUGCUGAGUGUGAACAAGCACAGUCCUGUGUUUGUGCAGCCUCCGCCGGAACAAAGACAGCUGGAGAUCCCUGAGAACGCUGCCCAAGCAGACUUCCUGAUCACAACUAUCAAAGCCACCGACGAAGACAGCGGCGAGAACGGCCGCGUGUCCUACUACCUUAAGGUGGACAACCAGAAUGUGGGAGAAACGCAGGAGUUCAGCUUGGAUGCUGACACGGGAGAGCUGAGGACUAAGACCUUCCUGGAUAGGGAGCACAAGUCUGAAUACCAGCUGGUGAUAGUGGCGGUAGACAACGGCACUCCAGCCCAGUUUGAAAGCCUUCGCUUGUUGUCUGUGGUGCUAGCUGAUGACGACGACAACGCUCCUCGCUUCCCGCAGACCUUGCACCAGUUCAGUAUCAAGGAAAACCUGCCGGCUGGCGUUAUUAUUGGUACCGUGAAAGCCACAGACAAAGAUUCCGGUGAACACGGCAAGGUGUACUAUCACAUUCUGGAAGGCAACCAAGCGGGAGCUUUUACCCUAGAUAGGACGCAGGGCAUUAUCAGGGCUAACAUUAGCUUCGACAGAGAAAAGCAAUCGGAAUACUCUCUUACGAUAUACGCGAGCAACAGCCCCAUACUGGAGCAUGCAGCAGCAAUCCUAAACUCUAUCGACAACAGCACGGAAGGCCAGGACCCUGGUGUGGCCAUCGUCAGGAUCAGAAUCCUGGAUGUGAAUGACAACGAGCCGAAGUUCCAGCAGAAGGUCUAUUACGCAGGUAUAAAGCACACAGCGCGAGUCAACGAGCCGGUCAUAUCAGUAGUGGCUGAAGACCCUGACCUGGACGAGAAUGGAACCUUGAUCUACAUGGUGGCAGCCUCCAACCUGUACAAGUUCGGCGCCUCGCAGUCCAGUGGGAGCGUCGUGCCGUCUCCCUUCAACAUCAGCCAGGACGGCGUGCUGAUGACGGCGCACUACAUGUCGGAGUACAACCAGGACCGCUUUGUGCUGGACAUCAUCGCGCAGGAGGCCGCGCCGCCGCACAGACAGGCUAAAGCACAGGUUUAUGUGUGGAUAAUCGACCGCUCGUCGCUCAUCCGCAUGGUGGUAUCCCGAAGCUGCAGUGCGCCGGUAGGAGGAGUUCAAAAGCGAUUGGCUACUGCUGGGAAUGUUCUUUUAGUCCCUGGCAGAAGACUGCCGCUGGUGCAGGCUGACAGGCGAUAUGAUGAUUGGUGCGAAAUCCACCUUCUGGCGGUAGACCCCACGACGUACCAGGUGCUUCCAGUGGAAAGGGUGCUAGAGACCAUCGACUCCAAGUUCGACGACCUCAAGGACAUCUACCAGGAGUUUGGAGUCGAGACGCUUAUUGCGGCCAGCGCUACUUCCAAAGCACCAGACAGCUUUGACCCAGCGUUAGCGGCACUAAUAGCUUUGCUGAUUGUGCUGUUCACUGGCAUCGUCACUUUCAUUGUAGUCUGCGCUUGUCUCAAACAUUGGGUGAUACCUCCCCCAUCAAUGCAGUCAAGCAAAGGCGACAGCCUCGCCCGGCGCCGGAUCCUGGAAGAGCUGAGCACGACGGAGAAUCCGCUGUGGCUGGAGACCAAGCUGCGGCCCUACGAGGAGCAGGAGCUCACCAUGAACGUGUUUGGGGACCAGAAUGAUCGUGUCUAUUUGCAGCCGGACAACACGUACGCUACUAUCCAGACGUCACGCACGGCGGAGCGGUUCGGUGAUUACGCCACGCUGGGCGGAGACUCGCCCACGCCGCUCGAGGCUGCCUUAGGAUUCCAGGGCAGCACAUUUAAGCCGCCAUCCCCAGAUACUCCCGAGCCGCCGCCUCGGCCUUCAGCAGGCUUAGGACAACUAUGAUGAUGUAUGUAAAGCUACUUGUAAAUUAUACACGACUUAAAUAGUCAGGCUUCAAGUCUGUUAGGUCUACUUUGACCGCUUAUAAAGGUUCUGUACCUAUUUGAUUGUAUGUAUAUUUAUCACAGAGAUAACUGUGUUGGUCCACUUUAUUGUGAUGAUUCAGAGCAGAUUUUUCUUUAUAGGGAAUAGAUGUGUACCCAAAAUACUACCUUGUGGAACACCCUCAGUUAAUUUGUUCUAAAGAGAAAUUUAUUAAACUCGGUACGUUCAAAAUAACUUAUGAGCAAAUUAUAGAUUUAAGGAAAUUGUAUCCUAUUGUCCAACAAUAUGAUUUAUGAAUUUGUGUUACUAUAAAACAUUUCUGAUUUUAAGUCACAUGUUAAUGUAUUUAGGAAAGCUUUAGCUAUUUAAUUUUUGUCAUGCAUGUUGGCAAUGUAUUAUUUAACCUUUGGAGUUUUUUCACAAUUUUGACCAAGACUGUCUAAAUUAUUACUAGGAUUGUUACCAUUUGAAUAAUGUAAUAUUUUUGUUUAUUGUAAUACAUUGUCAACGUCCAUUUAUUUAGGAUUGCUUUUAUACUAAGGUAUUAUUAUAAACAAAUUAUCGAUCUGACCUAUCAAGAAUUUCUAUGCGAUCUUAGCCAAUGUCUUGUUUCUAAUGUUGUAUUAUUUUGUCAUGAAUCGUGUACAGUACUUGUGUAUGUUGAAUAUUUUGAUGCUUAAUGUGCAUAAUAUUAUUAAAAUUAUUUAAUAAUUGAUCUUAGAGGUCACCCAUUUAUGAAUCUUAAUAUUUUUAUAUUAAUUAUACACAAAAUAUUAUAAUAAACCAGGCGGAUAAAACAAUGACAAUAAUAAACAUGAUUAAAAAAAGAAGAAGAUAUUAGUAUAGUGUAAAACCAAUGUCAUUUUUGUAGUAAUAGUACCAUGUAAUUGCCAUAUUUGUAAAUUAUACAAUUAGUGUACAAAUUGUUUAUACUAUUAGUGUAAUUCAUUGAAAAUUAUAUUUGGAACUAAGGGACCAAUAAAGACUUUCCUU
Molecule: messenger RNA, 6522 nt
Organism: Ostrinia furnacalis (Asian corn borer)
Lineage: Eukaryota; Metazoa; Arthropoda; Insecta; Lepidoptera; Crambidae
Product: cadherin-87A
Exons: 35
Biological process (GO): homophilic cell-cell adhesion
Cellular component (GO): plasma membrane
Molecular function (GO): calcium ion binding
Source: RefSeq, a predicted model, not a curated record